Molecule: messenger RNA, 2391 nt
Organism: Dreissena polymorpha
Lineage: Eukaryota; Metazoa; Mollusca; Bivalvia; Myida; Dreissenidae
Product: fibropellin-1-like
Exons: 7
Coding region: 685-2172 (495 amino acids)
Biological process (GO): heterophilic cell-cell adhesion; establishment or maintenance of epithelial cell apical/basal polarity
Cellular component (GO): plasma membrane; protein-containing complex
Molecular function (GO): calcium ion binding
Source: RefSeq, a predicted model, not a curated record
AUAGUUAUGCAUACCAAACAAACCGUAUAUUUUACACUAUUUUCGAAAUGAAACAACUCAUUGUAGUUUUCUUCAGUACAUAUUUAGGUAAAAAUAUUUUUCGAAUAAAUUUGUAUACAUUUUGCUUAUUGUGGCUGUUAUAGUUUUGGAAAGAAACGAGAUCUUGCAUAAGACGCGUGAUUCAAAGAGAAUUGGCUUUCAAGCUCUAACCGAGUACAAACCGAGGCCCACAUCUUUUAACAACAAAAAAGCCAUCAUCAAACACGUACCGUUUUAUUUGCCUUAUUGGCGUUUCGAAGGGAUUGAAUUUAUAAACUUGCAUACGAACAUAUUAUUCUAGAUAAAUAAACGAUUUCAAAAAGAGAAUCGCAAUUGUUAUCUUCAGAAUUAGAACGCGUUUGAAUAACUAAUACAUUCAAAUGAGUUAUAUGCCUGUUAAGCCUAUGGUGAUGAAUAGGUUCUUUUAUUAGUUUAAAAAAUCUUUCAAAAUUUGUGAAUUCACACAGGUUAAGCAUUGUUUGUUAUUGCUUAGGUAGGAGUUAUGAAAGUGUUCUAAGAUUAUGUAUUUUGUCAUGGUGAAGAGAUAAUACUGAAUACAUAUUUGGGCAGCCGGUUGCAUUUGUCAUAUUUAAGACUACUAUCCUUUUAUUUCAUAUGUAAUUGUUGCAGAGUGUUGCAACAAUAAUGAGGUUUUCGGAAGUUAUAUUCUUCAUAGCUGGUGCUAUUGUGCUUAUAUGCUGCUUAACUUCUAAUGGCGUAGCAAAAGCUUUUGAAAUAAACUACAAUAAGUCUAACUUCACCUGUGGCAAUGUGGACUGCUAUGGACCUUUCACCACCUGCAACGAAACCGAAAUCCAUGACAAACCUUGCUGCAAUGACACUACUGAUGAAGAUCCAUGCGGAUGCAAACAUGGUUUCGAAGGGGAUGGAUGCCUAUUGGAUCAAGACGAAUGUGGCCCUGGCCAUCGACCUUGCGGCACAACUGGAUUAUGUCACAAUACCUUAGGGAGUUUUAGGUGUCAGUGUCUAAGAGGAUGGACGGGAGAGCAUUGCAAUGUUGAGACAGGGGAUCCUAAAGAGUGUAUUCUAGGAUUCAAAGGUCCACAAUGCCAUGACGAUAUUGACGAAUGUAAAAAUCCAUUUGCAUGUGGAACACAUCAUCGAUGUGUAAACGGCCGCGGAAAUUUCACCUGUGUUUGUGACUACGGAUGGACCGGAGAAAACUGUACCACGGACAUCGAUGAAUGCAUAGCUUCAUUUAAUACAUGCAAGAACGGGGCAACUUGCAAAAAUCAAGAGGGUUCAUAUGAAUGCACGUGUCCUCAGGAAUGGACUGGAAAAAACUGUUCCACGGACAUCGAUGAAUGCAUAGCUUCAUUUAAUACAUGCAAGAACGGUGCCACUUGCCAAAAUCAAGAGGGUUCAUAUGAGUGCACGUGUCCUCCAGAAUGGACUGGAAAAAACUGUUCGCAGCAGAACUUCUGUUAUUUAACACCAUGUGUAAAUAAUGCUACGUGUAUCAAUGAGCCAACUGGGAAGAAUUGUACUUGUGCUGUUGGCUGGCAAGGUGAAGAUUGCAAUCAAGACAUAGACGAAUGUUCGCAGCAAACACCAUGCAUGCGCUUCGGCAAUUGUACUAAUAGCAACGGGUCAUUUGAAUGUCAUUGUCCAAUGGGAUGGCAAGGAAAAGUAUGUGAACUCGAUGUGGACGAAUGUUCGCAGAACGCAUCGCUCUGUAUGCAGGGAUCAACGUGUUCCAAUAUCAAAGGCUCCUAUAUAUGCCAUUGUAGCAGGGGAUUCGAAGGUCUCAAUUGCGAGAUUGAUGAAAACGAAUGUCUUUCUGCCCCAUGUCUAAACAACGGGGCGUGCAACAACACUAUUGGUUCCUUCAACUGCGCAUGCGCUCAGAACUAUACGGGGACGUACUGCGAAAAGGAGCUAUCCACAAAUUCAGGUAACGGAGCCGAUAACACGUCGCUAAUUGUCGGUGCCGUGCUGGGAAGCGUUGGUGCUGUUGGUGCCGCGGUUUCUGGCGUAUUUCUGUUCAAGAAAUUUAGCCUUUGGCGGUUCAACAAAACGCACCGUGAAGUUUCGUCAGAAGGCUUGAACCAAGGACAGAAAACUGAAGAAACCACAUCAAUGCCGGGACAAACCAAGUUUCAUGCGACGUAAAGGCGGUGGAUGAUACGUGUGCUGCCAUGGCCGCACCUGAUGACGCGUCAGUUCAUUAAGCUACAGACUUUUUAAAAUAUAAAGAGGAAAUAUACAGACAGAUACAUUACGUUUAUUUCACAUGUUUUUCUUGUUAAUAUAACAAGACUUAGUGUGAUUAUUAUUGUGUAAAUGUGUUAUUCACUAACAACAGGAAAAGAAUUAUAUUUGUUUAAUGUA